Chelonia mydas (Green sea turtle) is the source of this 5059-nucleotide messenger RNA. RefSeq names its product neural cell adhesion molecule 2. The record is from RefSeq and is a predicted model, not a curated record. Bases 318 to 2219 code for a protein of 633 amino acids. Gene Ontology annotation, biological process: positive regulation of natural killer cell mediated cytotoxicity; immune response-activating cell surface receptor signaling pathway. Lineage: Eukaryota; Metazoa; Chordata; Testudines; Cheloniidae. The transcript has 7 exons.
UCUCUUUGACCAAGCAUGAAACUGCAUACAGAACCUAGCGACAAAUAGAACUAACGUACGAAAUCAUAUGUGAUAGCAAGGAACCAGUACAAGAGGAAGCAUGUGAGUAAAAAGGGGAACUAACUGCGAGAAAAGGGGGGAGCGGAGAGACAGAGCAAUCUCCAGAAUAGUGGCAGGAGAGAGAGGCACUUGAGCAUUCGCUGACAUCCCAGGCUCAAGAAGUGAAUAUUCUGGUAGAGAGAGAGAGAGACAGCAAACCUCAGACUCAGCGAGUGGCUCAUAGAAGGCCCUGUUGUACAGCGGCGGCUGCAGAGUCCAUGUCAAGGAAGGACUACAUUGUACAAGCCAACAUGAGCCUCCAGCUGGCAAACAUCUUUCUGCCUUUGCUCUUCCACCUUUGUCUGCGUGUGGGAGCUGCAGAAAAUACUGCUGUUGUCUUUGAUGUGAAUCAGACGCCCCCUUGUAUCCGUGCAAUGGAAGGGUCAGAGUUCACCAUCGAGUGUACAUUCAACACAGACAAUAAUUCAGUCAAGUGGUUUGCUGCAUGGAGUAAAACCAGAAACAAUGUAACAGAAGAGGUGUGCCAUAGAGCAGAUCGAAUCAUAUUAUCAGCAGAUAAAGAAGAGCGAUCUCUUUCCCUCACUGUGAAGAAAGCCGACGUCACAGAUUCUGGAACCUACGUGUGUGGGGUUGGGAACAAAAAUGUGAUAUCUCCUGGGAAUGGAACCGAAGUGACCAUCGAUGAAAUUACCGACCUGUUGGUGAAUCAAACCCCAACCAAUUUCAGUGAUUUAGAAGGCUCAGAACUUACCAUGAAUUGUACAUUCAAGACAGUCAAUAACCACAGCACCAUGCGUGUGCGAUGGUAUAACUAUGGGACCGAGGGACUAAAGAAAGAGCUGGUGAAUGAGAACGAUGUGAUCACAACCCUGCAUUUGGACAAUGGGUUUGCCUCUCUCACUUUGAAGAAUGCAAAUUCAUCUAAUACAGGAACCUACAUCUGUGAGGUGGGGAUCACAGCAAGGAACCUCUAUAAUAAUGGAUCAGGAACCCAAGUGACUAUUGAGAAUUUUCCCGAGCUGACGGUGAAUCAGACCCCAGGCAAUAUCGAUGUGUGUGAAGGGUCAGAUCUCACCGUGGAGUGUAGAUUCAUGGUUCUGAAAAAACACAACACCUUGUAUGUGAAAUGGUAUAAACAUAACGGAACUGGGGGAACGAAGAAGGAGCUGAUGAGCGAAAGCGGCUGGGACUCAGCAGUCCUGGCUUUGGAAAAGGGUUUUGUUUCUUUCGCUCUGAAGAACGUGAACGUAACCGAUACAGGAACCUACCUGUGCGAGGUGGGGAGCACAGCAAGGAACUGGUCUGCGUCAGGAGCCGGAACCCAAGUGACCAUCACUCAAAUUACCGACCUGAUGGUGAAUCAAACCCCAACCAAUUUCAGUGAUUUAGAAGGCUCAGAACUUACCAUGAAUUGUACAUUCAAGACAGUCAAUAACCACAGCACCAUGCGUGUGCGAUGGUAUAACUAUGGGACCGAGGGACUAAAGAAAGAGCUGGUGAAUGAGAGCGAUGUGAUCACAACCCUGCAUUUGGACAAUGGGUUUGCCUCUCUCACUUUGAAGAAUGCAAAUUCAUCUAAUACAGGAACCUACAUCUGUGAGGUGGGGAUCACAGCAAGGAACCUCUAUAAUAAUGGAUCAGGAACCCAAGUGACUAUCGAGAAUUUUCCCAAGCUGACGGUGAAUCAGACCCCAGGCAAUAUCGAUGCAUCUGAAGGGUCCGAUCUCACCAUGGAGUGUAGAUUCACCGUAUUGAAAAAACACAACACCUUGUAUGUGAAAUGGUAUAAACAUAACGGAACUGGGGGAACGAAGAAGGAGCUGAUGAGCGAAAGAGGCUGGGGCUCAGCAGCCCAGGCUUUGGAAGAGGGUUUUGUUUCUUUCGCUCUGAAGAACGUGAACGUAACCGAUACAGGAACCUACGUGUGUGAGGUGGGGAGCACAGCAAGGAACUGGUCUGCGUCAGGAGCCGGAACCCAAGUGACCAUCACUCCUGUUGACCUGCUGGUGAAUCAGAGCCCUGUCUUUGUCAAUGAGGAGGAAGGGAAACAGCUGAACAUAGCAUGUAGAUGCAGGGCUCUGGAGAAACCCGGCACCAAGUACUCUGUUAAAUGGUAUAAAACAGGGGCUGGUGGACACGAGAAGGAGCUGAAAAACUAAGCUGGCUCAGUCACAAUAACUCUAGAUUUCUCAGUGGGCCUGGCUUCUCUCACCUUGACUAAAGCCAGCAUGAGCGAUUCUGGGUUCUACAGAUGUGACUUCGGCAAAAAUGGCUGUGGGAAUGGAGCCAGAGUUUACCAGGGUAAACAGCAGCAUUAUCUUCUCUGAUCUGCAUUGUCAGGAUAGUACACUGUGGUCACCACUGACUCACACUUCCCACAUGGUAACUGAAACCCCACAGCUACUUCCUAGUCUAGGACAGGGAGAUGCAGUGGUAUCUCAGAGAUAGGCUGUGUGUAAAUUAUGGAGUGUUCUUGUAGCUGUGUGGGUCCCUGGAUAUUAGAGAGACAAUGUGGGUCAGUGUGAGGGAGUGCACCAGGCCCCAGAAAAGGAGCAGUGAAGGUGGGUCCUCCAGACCUGCCUAGAAAGGCUGCAGGGUAGCAGCCAAUCAGAGCUCAGCAGGCUCAGUUAAAAGGAACUGCUGGGCCUGAGCAGGUCAGUUCCUGGCAGGGGCCAGAGGAGUAAGGAAGGGUGCUCCUUGACGAAGCUCAAGGGAGAACCAGGAGGUGGGUUCUGGUGGCACUGGCAUUUGGUAUGGAAAAAGAGGAGUUAAGAACUUCAGCCCUGAGAUAAGGGUGAAGUGGAAGGGACUACAUGGGAAGCAGCCCAGGGAACAGCAGCAGCUUGACAGGAAGCAGCACGUGGCUGCUAUUUGUAGAGUCCCUGGCUUGGGACCCGGAGUAGUGUUGGGGGGGGCCUGGGUCAGGGUGGCCAAAGCCCUGAGAAGGGGACAAGUUUAUUUAGAAGCCCAAGCACAGAGCUGGAAUUUAAAGGGCUGAAGACCCCGCAGAGGGCCAUUUGCUGGACUUUGUUACCCCAGAAGGGGACUGAACUUGAAGGUGUGACCUAGCUGGGGCAAUAAGAACUGAUAAGGCAAAGAGUCUCCAGGGAGAAAGCCCUGGGGGCACCGCCCUAUACCAGAGCAGGCUCUCCUAGUUCCACCACCUAUCCUAUGCCAAUGAGCGCCGUUAGCUAUGUCGGCAGGAGAAGCUCUCCUGCGGACAUAGUGCGCUCCACACCACACUUUUGCCGGUAAAAUUUUUGUCAGUCACGGGUGUGAAAAAAAUGCCCCCUUGAUCGACAAAAGUUUCAUCAGCAAAUGUGGUAAUGUAGACAAAGGCUAAGUUUCCCAAAGCUGAAGAUGAGCUCUGAGUAAGUUCAAAAACCUUGUCUCUCUCAAGUUGUCUCAGUAAAAGAUAUUACCUCACCCACCUUAUGGGUAAGUACCGACAUUUUAAUAGUGACCAUGAGAAAAUAGUUUAUUCUAUUACUGCCUAUUCAGAAUUCUCAUGUUACUAGAAUAUUAAAUUGUCUGGCUUCUCACCUGCCGCUGUUGAACAGACCCAUAAUCUACCCAGUAAUUUUGUCAUUGUGGUGUUGGUGGGGGAAUUCCUGACUCCAGCUCUGUUGAAGCAUUUUUGAAUAUUUGCCACUGGCCUUCGUUAAAUAAGGCUGUAUAGAUGUAUUGGGCUUGGCAUGCUGCCCUAUUAUUCUUAUAAGUCUGUAUAUACCAGGGCUUCUGCUGCAUUGGGUUACUAUUGACUAACCAAUGUCUCAUCUGGAGGAAUUGCCAACCUGCAGCUCCUUAAAGGUCUUUAAAUGAUCAUUGGGGGGUGGGGGGACUUGGGAUGGGAAUAGAGGACUCUUCUCUAUCCCCUGCUUCCCCAUUAUUGAUUUGACUCCAAUUAGCGAGGCUGAAUUGCCCAAGAGUAUUGACUCGUCAUAUGUCAAUGGAUGACAUUUUAGUCUGGCUGCUAGAUUCUUUGCGUAACAUCAAUUGCCAGUGAUCGUUCCUGUGAAUAUCUGUAAUAUAUGGACCUUAAGCACCACAGUAGAGCAGGGGUUCCUGUUCUAUAUGGAUCCAUAAUGGGACAUUAUGAGCUAUGCCCAUGUACCACUGGGGCUGACUUAAGAGGAAGAAUGUAUUACAAUGCCUAAUACAAUCCUUCUUUGCUUGCAGGAAGGUAUUGUUUUUCCAUGGAUAUCAGAGCUCCAUGUUUAAACGUGAGGUCUAAUUUUUUUUUAAGUAAAAAGCAUGAACAAGAAGGGAUGGGGCCAGAGGGACAUUGGCAGAGCUUCCCCUUCGUUCUGAUCUCUUGAUGCUGUAGGAAGCAAGGGGUCAGGAUUUCUUUUGAUCAUGUGAGUCAGUAGCUUCCCUCUGCCCAAAAAUCAAAACAAAACUUAGAUCCACAACCAAAAACGGGAAGAAUUUCCAGGAUAGUGCAGUUUGUUUUGGAUGAUGGUGAGUAAAUGGGUUGAAAUAGCAAGACCAGAGCAUUUGAGAACAUUUCAAUGAAUGUUCUGUACUGGUAAGUCCUGCUUGCAAAGAGUGUCCUUCACAUCAGAUCUGUGAGCCAAAUCCUCAGCUGAUACCAAAGGAGUGAUGCUGAUUUACACCAGAAAAGGCUCUGGUUCUGGAACUUCACAACCGGGAUAGGAAGAAACCCUGAAUGAGGCUGUCACAGAGAGUUUCUUAAAAUUACCCCCACCCCAGGUACGAGGGCUGUAGCAAGAACUCCUCCCGAGCCUCUGAGUGUGAAAAACAGAACCUAUUUUCUACGAAAGACCUGUAAUUCUAGCCACACCGAAACACAAGGCACCCAAGAAUCUCAACAUGCUUCUUGAUUAAAGAGGAACCAAAAGCAAACAAAUGAGAACAAAUUACUGGCAGAGCCCUGCAGAAACACCCUCCACCCACAGUAGCAAUCUUGCUUCCUCCCAUUGGAGAUCUUGCCCAGUCAUCUUUAUCCAUGACAUUUAAAAUAUGUGUAUAUAUAAUU